GAAGGCGAAGUGUCUUAGAAGCUAUUUUCUGUUGCUGAAACGGCAAUAUACAGUGAAGCUGAAACAUCUGAAUGGAUUUGUGUCCCGACAAAUAUUAGGAAAUAUGAUGUCAUCACAUUCCAGUUCUAUCCUGGCGUUCAUUUUAACGAUCUUUACGUGUUAUUCGGCAGCUUCCUACAAAUUUAUUCGAAAGGAUCAUGUUUUUGAAGAGUGCAACAUUAAAUCACAGUGUGAUGAUAAUGGUACAGAAAUUGGUACUAGCAACUUCACCCUAACUGACUUUAACACAGGUAGUGUAAAAGUACUCUUGCCAGGAAGUUUUGAAAGACAACUAACCUUGUAUACUUAUGAAGAUACUGAUCCUGAAGAUACAAAUCUUGAAGCUAAUCUCUAUUUGCACUCAAUAUAUAACUGUGAAAUGCCCAGUGAGAACGUGUCAUCAGAGUGCAGUUACCAAGAAGUUAUUCUUCAUUACCUUUUUACAAGCUGCUAUUAUCUGUACAAUAAUAACAAUGUCAGCGUAGCUUAUGGUUGUGUUCAGACAAACUAUACAGAUGAAGCACUGAAAAAAGACUGUAGUAACAAAGCGGAAGCUGUUUUAGUCCAAGAGAAAUACACUCUCAUUUCUCUCAACAUCACACCGUUUCUGCAUAACAGUGUAUUAAAGUUCUUUGUGGAUGAUACAAACUGUUCGUGGUCACCAAACAAUGAUGACUUUUGGUGGAGCGUAGAGAUAAAAGAAGAUCAGAAUGAUGAUGUCAUCACAGAGAAGAAUGAAACUCAAAACAGAACUGUUGACUGUGCUAUUGCUCUGAAUGAAGAAGUUGGCAUACGUCAGUUACGUUGUGAAGUUAACCGGACAGACAUACCAUGCAUAAUGGUCAUGAGACAGAAGAGUAACAAUCCCAUUAAUGAUGGGUACUGUAACCAAAAAAAUGUUACCUACACAAAAAUAGACCCUUUGCGACCCUAUGACAAUGUAGAACGUACAUUUCCGGCAGCUGAUGUAUCAAGAACUAAAUGUACGUUGUUCCUGAUGAUUAUCCCCUUAAUAGGAGUUGUUUGUGUUUACCUCAUACUGUAUUUCUCAGAUGAGGAGGACAAAGAGAAAGUGAAAGAUCCAGACAGGCCAGAACCUAUUCCAUAUCUAAAAUGUAAGGUGUUACUUUUAUAUCCUCAGGAUUGUGAUUCUUUCAUGGCUACAAUGAAAAGUCUGAAAGUUUUUUUGCAGAGUUUUAACUGCUUUGAGGUAUAUGAUUACUUUGAUCCCAAGAGGUUUGGAGAAAUAGCAUGUGAUCCACAGGGGUGGAUCAGCAGCCUACUUUCACAUAAAGAUGUGAGGAUAAUUCUAGCAGAAACUGAUACUGCUUUGCUCCAUCAACUAGCUAUUGCAAAGAUAUGUGUUGUUAACUAUGUUUCACCUGUGCCAUAUAGCAAUCUUUUUGCAUAUGGUUUACAAAAUCUUCUGCAGAGUCUCAGACCACAGGAAUAUAGUCGUAUUUUUUUGAUACGAUUAUGA
Molecule: messenger RNA, 1519 nt
Organism: Schistocerca nitens (vagrant locust)
Lineage: Eukaryota; Metazoa; Arthropoda; Insecta; Orthoptera; Acrididae
Exons: 13
Coding region: 104-1519 (471 amino acids)
Source: RefSeq, a predicted model, not a curated record